Messenger RNA from Lycium barbarum (goji berry), 2261 nucleotides. Its product is annotated as LEAF RUST 10 DISEASE-RESISTANCE LOCUS RECEPTOR-LIKE PROTEIN KINASE-like 1.1. Gene Ontology annotation, molecular function: protein kinase activity; ATP binding. NCBI's taxonomy places the organism in Eukaryota, Viridiplantae, Streptophyta, Magnoliopsida, Solanales, Solanaceae. Gene Ontology annotation, biological process: protein phosphorylation. The record is from RefSeq and is a predicted model, not a curated record. The transcript is spliced from 4 exons. Bases 134 to 2095 code for a protein of 653 amino acids.
AGCUAAAGACUAAGAAUAGAGAAAGUAUUUAUAAGUUAUGGCCCUUGAUCUUAUAAGAUAUAAGCUGGUGAGCUAGAGUGGCAAUUCACAAAACUUCAGCUACCUUUCCUCUUCUUGCGGUAGGAUUCACAAUAUGGAUUUGGCUUCUUCUUUUGUUUUCUUUCUUCUAUCUCUUCUUCUGAUCUUAGUUCAGGCAAAGGGCAAAAAUGAUUCAACUUGUCCAAAGUUCUUUUCAUGUGGAAAUCUUACUGACCUGAGCUUUCCUUUAUCUCUUUCCACACAACCUGACUGUGGAAUAAUGCCUAUGUCUGGUUGUGAGGCUAAACCAUUUCCAAGAAUCCAACUGCUUCCUGGAGGAGAUUGGUACUAUGCUUUACACACAGAGUAUAGUUAUACAGUUCAUCUCAUGGACCCUAAGCUUGAAACAACGUUGAGCCAACACGAUUGCCAGGCUUUUAACAAAAAUAUCUCCCUUCCAGACUCUCCUUCUAUUUCUUUCAAACUCCUUCCAGUGAAUAUUGUCAGCUUCUUCAAAUGCAACAGCACUAGUAGUAACAACCCAUACAUUACUCAGAAGAUGAAAGAUCAUUUUAAUGGUUAUGGUUCGUACGAUGGCUGUGAUGGCUUCACCAUAUACUACAAGCUUGAUGAAGGUGAUGAUGAAGACAUUCUAGCAGGCAAUCUUACUGCCAACUGUUCACUUAUUAGAUUGCCAUAUUACCCAACAGGAUACGAUGAUAAUUUUUUCAACUCGUUGAGUCCUGAAUUUCUAGUAGAAUGGAAACUAUCUGAUGACUGUUACAAAUGUCACUAUGGUGGAGGUCGAUGCCAGAUUGAUAAAAACAACAACUUUCUUUGUUACAAAGAUGCAAAAGCGACUAGAAGCAAGCUGGGACUGAUUCUUGGAGCAGUUUUUGGUGGAGUAUUGGUGAUGAUUACUUGUUUAGCUAUCUACUUUGUCUGGUGUUACAAGAAGAGGAAAUUUAGUCUAUCCCGCUUCCUCUCAACAAAGAAAUUCUCGGACAUUUUUAAACAUGAUGUUGAGGGAGGCAGUAUAUACUUUGGUGUCCCAGUCUUCUCUUAUUCAGAACUUGAAGAAGCCACAAAUGAUUUCAAUUCCUCUAGAGUCCUAGGAGAUGGAGGUUUCGGAACUGUUUACUAUGGAAAACUUAAGGAUGGACGAGAGGUCGCUGUAAAGAGCCUCUACGAGCACAACUGCAAGCGAAUGCAGCAGUUUGUCAAUGAAAUUGAGAUCCUUACUAUGCUACGGCACAACAAUUUUGUCACCCUCUAUGGCUGCACUUCAAGGCGAAGCCGUGAACUACUCCUUGUCUAUGAAUUUAUUUCUAAUGGAACUCUUGCUGAUCACCUCCAUGGUGACAAAGUGAAGGACAGAUCACUAGCGUGGCCAAUCCGCAUGAACAUUGCCAUAGAAACUGCUGGUGCAUUGACUUAUCUGCAUGCUUCUGACAUAAUACACUGUGAUGUCAAGACUAAUAACAUACUCCUUGAUCAGAAUUUCAGUGUUAAAGUUGCAGAUUUUGGGAUUUCAAGGCUCUUCCCAAAUGAUUUCUCUCAUAUUUCAACUGCACCCCGGGGUACCCCUGGUUAUAUUGAUCCAAAGUAUCACGAAUGUUACCAGUUGACUAGUAAAAGCGAUGUUUAUAGCUUUGGAGUGGUCCUUGUUGAACUCAUUUCAUCAAUGCCAGCUGUGGAUAUGGAUAGGAAUAGCCAAGAGAUUAAUUUGGCUAACUUUGCAAUAAACAAGAUCGUAAAAUGUGCAUUUCACGAGUUGAUCGAUCCAUCCCUGGGGUUCGAUUCAGAUACGAAGAUUUGGGAAAUGACUACUUCAGUUGCAGAGCUGGCUUUUUUGUGCUUGCAGACAGAUAGGGACAUGAGACCUACUAUGGUUGAAGUUUUGGAUGCUCUAAAGGAGAUUCAGGCUAGUGAAUUUGACAAUGAGAAGAGAGCUGAGUAUGAGAAGAGAGCUGAGUCUAAUCUCAAUAUUAGUGAAACUAAAAUAGUAGCAGCUCCUUCUCCAAAUUCUGUGACUGAUAAAUGGAUGACUUGCUCUGAUAUAACUAGUACAAAGUAGUUGAAGUUCUAUACCCUCUUUCUUUGUUAUUGAUGUAAAUUUUGAGAGACUAUGAAUGUACUACCGUGAGAAGUUUCUUAUGCAUCUAUGAGUGGAAGUGAUUCAAUUUUUAGUUCCAUUGUACAAUUCAAGUUAUAAACACUUGCAGUGUGAAGGAAUUCUACUC